Paraphaeosphaeria sporulosa is the source of this 676-nucleotide messenger RNA. RefSeq lists its product as uncharacterized. Lineage: Eukaryota; Fungi; Ascomycota; Dothideomycetes; Pleosporales; Didymosphaeriaceae. The transcript has a single exon. The record is from RefSeq and is a predicted model, not a curated record. Bases 121 to 546 code for a protein of 141 amino acids.
UUGUAUUAAGAAGCGGCCUGCGCUCAGUCUCAAACGCCGGCGUCGGCAGCGGCAGCAGCAGCUGGUUACGCUGCAUGCUUGGUUCGCCACCGCAGGACCGCAGGCGCAGAACGUCUCCACAUGUCAAGAUCCUUGUUACUCGGUGUCAGUGAGGUCGUGCGCAGGCACGCAGUGUUGAGAGAGUACAGCGUCUGCACUCUGUAUCUUGUGUUUCUGUGGGGGAGCACGUCCGGGCUGGCUUGCCGAUGCUGGAGACAGAUGAAGAGUGCAGUGUCGAGAAAGGUAUGGAGGUUUGUACCACGGAGGCGUUGCGUCGGGUGGAAUAAACUUGCUCAGGACGACCUUUCCGGAUUCCUGGAUGCCCGCUGGCUUCACCGCAGUGUGGUGUUUCAGACAGACUCACCUGCGGGCCUUUGUCAUGGCCGCCGAGUGCACUGGAGCAUAGCAGGCGGACAUGGGCGGGGCACGAGCACUUAUCAGCAUCCCUCCAUCAAUCUAUCUACGAAAAGCAACCAGAUGCUCGGCAUGCGCAAAACGCUCGUCUGACCAGGACCGCUGUCUCCCCGCGGGACGGUAGAGGCGGCGCGUGCAAGCGAGGCGCCGGGUGCCGCAGUGGGAGAAGGGAUCCGGACGGCGUAGCUGUCACGCCUUUUCUGUUUUCAUGUGCAGCAUCUGG